This is a messenger RNA of Lactuca saligna, 633 nucleotides long. NCBI's taxonomy places the organism in Eukaryota, Viridiplantae, Streptophyta, Magnoliopsida, Asterales, Asteraceae. The record is from the annotation of a GenBank genome assembly.
AUGUCAAUUGCAUCAUUCGCACAUAUUCAUUACGUUACGAUAACUUCGAUUACUCCUUCUUCCUCUUUGAAAAAAAUACGUCGAUUUUCAGAAGAGAAGAUGAAUGCUGAUCUGUGGGCCCGUCCGAACUUCAAUCUCUGGAUUGUAAGCGCAGAACCACCAAAAAACACACCGGUGGUUGAAUACGAGAAACCAAACGACAAACGAUUCACCAUUCAUGUUGUCCAUGGUGGGCUAUUUACAGACUACCUAAUGAAGGUGUAUCAACAUACCCAAGUUCACUUCAUUUCUUAUGUGAACAUCGAUUUGUUAGACGUGGAGUUGGUUGGGCAUUUUUCUAGAAGCCUUGGGUAUACCAGUUUGGGGAACUGGUAUCAUAUACCCAUCGAAGAACACAGUGGGUUGUCAAUGGUUCCAAUACUGAAUGAUGAAUGUUUGGAACCAUUCAAGAUGUUAGUUAGGGACCAUAAGUUCAAAGAAAUUGAACAUCUCUAUGUUAAACAAAGGCAUGUGUUUGUUCAAAACAAUUUCCCACACUUUUUGAUGAACUCUCCAGCUAAACGUGUUGAGAAGCUUAUUCACAUGUUUGUAACAGAACAUCCAAUGGCUUCGGUUGAUGAUGGAAUAGCAUAG